AUGGUUAAAUUGAGAGAAUUGGUUGAUACUGAGGAGGCGAUGGAAAAGUUCAUCGCCGAUUAUAGGAUUUCCCCCAACGUAAGUUUGAGGCACUGUAAGAUGGGGGAGUGGCAUCUUCUGAAAAGGACGGGCAAGGUGGUAAUUCCCAUUCUCGCCUUCAUAAAGGGAGGGUAUGAGAAUCCCCAUGAGGCUGAUCCAAACACCUUUCACCGACACUUUCAUCUGGUUAAUCGGGUUGAUUUGGAAACUGUUCUUCAAGCGGCAGUUUUUGCAGCGGAGGACGAAGUGAAUUUGGGUCUGUCCGAUGAGGGUUUUGGGGCAUUUGACCAAACCGACCCAUCCGAGGAUCCUUCUGGUGAUCUAGGUGACCCAGACUUGUCCGAAACGGAACUGUUGUCAGUGGAAAUAUCCUCCCGAGCCGAGAUGGGUCUUAAGAGAAAGCCCCCAACCAGCUUGUUCGACCUCAUCGAGGGUCAGUCGGGGAAGGGUGCACAGGGAAAACCGCAAUCCAAUGCUCCAUUUCCACCACCUCAGCCCCAGCCUGUCCAGACUAGGUCCUCCUCUACUAAGUCGCAGCCACAAUCUCCCCGCCCCAAACUUCUUACUCCUCAAUCAGCUCUGCCUCCUCGGCCGGAGCCCGCUGACUCAAAGAGAAAGAGGAGUCCCAAGGGGAAGGAACCCAUGGUUGGGGGAAAAUCCCAAUCCUCUCAGGAGAGGGAUGAAGCCCAGCGAGCUCAAAAACAGUUAAAAAUUGGGCACCAAAGUAAGGGGAAAGGGAUCGAAACCCAAUCCGCCCAAAGAAAAGGGAAAGGGAUCGAAGCCCAAUCCGCGUCGAGUGCUUGGCUUCCCGCCCCAAUGCUCCACGAGGAGUCAUUGUUGGAGAACGCGUCCAUGAGGGACCUUGGAGACGGCGAUGGCGGUUAUGUAGCCGACGCGUUAGGGAGGACCAUGCCGCUUCCUACUGAUAUGGAGGAGUUGAAGAAUAUGAGGAUGCAGGGGUUUUCCUUAGCGCGAAGAGGUACCUGGGCUAUCCAGGCCACCUACAGGAUGGAGGAAGAAGUUAAGGGGCAGAGUAAGGCUGCCGAGGUUGAACGCACCAAACGCAUAGAUGCUGCGCGAACCCUCAAAGCUUCCGAGACUGACCUCACGAAGCAAGUCGAGGAACAGACAAAGCGCCUACUCGCCGCCGAUGAUCAAUUGCAGAUUGCUAAGGAGCAGAUCAGCGAUUUGAAAAAGCAACUGAUCGAGGAAAAUAAUGCUAAGGGCUUGGCAGAAUUUGCCAAGGACGAAGCCGUGAGGGCCAAGCAGCAGGCUGAGUUUGCCAGAACUGAGGCCGAAGUGGCCAGGGACAAGGCCGAGGAGGAGGGUUACGAGGUGGGGGUGACUGAAACCCAGGCCUCCCUUAAAGCUCAAAUUCUCAGCGUAUGCAGGCUAUACUGCUCCCAGGUUUGGGAAGAGGCCCUCAAAUGA
Messenger RNA from Quercus robur (English oak), 1470 nucleotides. Its product is annotated as dynactin, 150 kDa isoform-like. NCBI's taxonomy places the organism in Eukaryota, Viridiplantae, Streptophyta, Magnoliopsida, Fagales, Fagaceae. The transcript is spliced from 5 exons. The record is from RefSeq and is a predicted model, not a curated record. Bases 1 to 1470 code for a protein of 489 amino acids.